AUGAAUGCAAUUCUGCAAGAACAAUCCAAUCUGCAAGUGGCAAGUCCACUGCAGCAGUUCUUCUCACAGGACUUGUACAUGUCAUCACCAGCUGGUUUUGAAGGCAUGGACUCCAAUGUGGACCAAGAUAGCCAGCAUUACUUCCAAUCCACCCACAGCGUGAGACAGAGCUUUGAGGAUGAAAUGAUGAAUGAAAGAAGAAUGUCGCAACCUGACCUACAAAUGUAUGGACAGCAGCGACCAACUACACCCGCACAACAGAUGAACACUGCACAUCUCCCUCUCACCCCUGCAACAACUCCAUUCAAGCAGAAUAGUCGCCAGUAUCACUUUUCAAGGACGGCUCAAUCUUCACCAGUGAGGCUACAGGGAGACAAGACCAUCAAAGCACCACAUCCAAUCUUGAUGCAGCGGGGAAGGUCUCUUGAGGGUAUCUUCGAGGCACAUGAUGAGGAGAACGAUAUUCCAUCCCCUCCAGGAACAGCACCAAUGAUAUCUUCGAGUACAUUCGAGAUGGCGGAGAUGCCGAUGCCUCACUCGAUGAGCUCACGAGGCAUCCCGACAACUUUUUCACAUAGCGAUGGAGGUCAUGCUUCUCUCCAAGUCUCCCCCGAGUUGGCAAUGACAGCAAGAGAUCUUUCCUUCCCAGCAAGUUCUGAAGGCGCCCGUACUCCGCUGUUCACCGAGACAGGAGGGAGCAGGCCUUUGCUCGCCGCCAACAUCCCGAUGCUUCCGUCAUCUCAGCCAGGAACAGGCUGCCCAUCUCCUACAAAGACGGAGCUCUCCCCACGACGGAUGUCAAUAUCCGAUCUAAACCUUGAGCCCGGUGUUAGUGCCUCAAUCGAAGAGACGAAUGUCACCUUAGAUGAUAUUGCCCAAUUUAUCGAAGGCCCGGAUCCUCUUGACAACAAAUGGAUUUGCAAGUAUGAAGAUUGCAACAAGAAAUUCGGAAGAAAAGAGAACAUCAAAUCCCAUGUCCAGACUCACCUUGGCGAUCGACAAUUCAGAUGUGACCACUGCAACAAGUGCUUCGUACGAGGUCACGAUCUGAAACGGCAUGCCAAGAUCCACACCGGCUCCAAGCCGUAUCCUUGCCUAUGCGGAAAUGCAUUCGCGCGUCACGACGCGCUGACACGACAUCGCCAACGUGGAAACUGCAUCGGAGCAUUCGAGGGCGUCGUCAAGAAGGUCGUCAAGAAAGGUCGGCCACGCAAACACCGUCCGGAAAUGGACGAUCGACUGGACAAAGCGAACAGGACAAGAAAAAGAGUGGAGGAGAAAGGCCACCACUAUGCCUCUUCCUGCACCGACUCAUCUAUCUCCAGCUUCGGCUCUCCACCCGCAGAAACGCUCGAAUCACUGAGUAUCCGCGGCGCCUCGCCUUUUGACGACAUGUCCAUGUUCGGCGUGGUCUCAUCUUCUCAACACAUGUCCGAAGUUACCGCCAGCUUCCCUCCCGACCUCUUCACCUUCACUCCCCCAGCCAGCCCCGGCUACUCAACCGGCAACAAACCCUCUCCAUACCAUCGAGCACUAACUCCUACCGAUAUGGCGGAAGUUCCCGAGAUCCCGACCAUUCAGACGGAGCUCCUCGGCGCUAUUAACCAAGAAUCUCAUCAGCAGCGGCAUCACAGCCCACCGAGCCUGUGCUAUUCUUCCAGCUCGCCGGUGCCGGACGUGAUUUCAUUUGAUUUCUCGUCGGCGGAAGAGCCACUGAUGAGCAAUGGUGGCAAUAAUCAGCGACUGAGCUUGAAGGGGGAGAGCAGCAAUGCGGAUUUUGAUAGCUUUUUUGAUUAUGGAAAUAUGGGCAUGGAUGGGGGCCAGGAUAGUUUCUUCAAUUUGUAA
Messenger RNA from Endocarpon pusillum Z07020, 1845 nucleotides. RefSeq lists its product as uncharacterized. Gene Ontology annotation, cellular component: nucleus. The record is from RefSeq and is a predicted model, not a curated record. Gene Ontology annotation, molecular function: DNA-binding transcription factor activity, RNA polymerase II-specific; RNA polymerase II cis-regulatory region sequence-specific DNA binding. The transcript has 2 exons. Gene Ontology annotation, biological process: regulation of transcription by RNA polymerase II. Bases 1 to 1845 code for a protein of 614 amino acids. Lineage: Eukaryota; Fungi; Ascomycota; Eurotiomycetes; Verrucariales; Verrucariaceae.